Messenger RNA from Sturnus vulgaris (Common starling), 834 nucleotides. The record is from RefSeq and is a predicted model, not a curated record. NCBI's taxonomy places the organism in Eukaryota, Metazoa, Chordata, Aves, Passeriformes, Sturnidae.
AUGGCCAUCGGGGAGGAGCUGCGCAGUGGCCACUUCUGGCGGGGGGUGCUGGCGGAGCUGGUGGCCACCCUCAUCUUCGUGGGGGUGGUCCUGGGGGCUUCAGCAGCCCCUGGGCCACUGGCACCAGCCCUGGCCGGGGGGUUGGUGGCCGGGGGGCUCGUCUGCACCCUCGGGGGUCCCCAGGCCAACCCCGCACUGACGCUGGCCCUGCUGUGCACCCGCAAGCUGAGCACCCUGCGCGGGGCCGCGGGGGUCCUGGCCCAGUGCACGGGGGCCACGCUGGCCUCUGCUGCUGCCCGUGCAGCACUGCUGGAUGACACCGGCCUCGUCACCAGGGUGAGUGUCCCCAUCCCCGUCCCCAUCCCUGUCCCCAUCUGUGGCACUGGACAGGUGUCCCUCCUGCAGGUGAGCGCGGUGGGGACAGCCGGGACAGCGCUGGCCUGGGAGACAUUUGCCACCUUCCAGCUGGCGCUGGCCGCCUUCGCCGCCGCUGAGCACACGGCCCCACAGGCUGGGCUGGCCCUGGGCAGCGCCGUGGCCGCCGGUGCCCUGGCUGCAGGGCCAUUCUCGGGGGGCAGCAUGAACCCCGCACGCUCACUGGGGCCGGCCAUUGUCACCGGUGUCUGGGAUGAUCACUGGGUGUACUGGCUGGGGCCGGUGCUGGGCGCGGUGCUGGCCGGGCUCUCCUACGAGUUCAUCCUGGCACCCGGAGCCUCCCGGGAGAAGUUGAGUGCCUGCCUCGCCUGCCGGGAUGUGGCUCUGGUGGAGACCCCCAGCCUGUCCCCCUCCUCGGUGGCCCCCCCGGCCGAGCAGCGGGAGCAGGGCACUGCCUGA